GUGGUUGCGCCCGGCUGUCGAGCCCGAGAGGGAGGGAGGUGGGGAGCGGCUGUGGAGGAGGCGGGGGCGGCGGAUCGGAGCUGGUGGCAGAGCGGCAGCGCGGACGGAGAGCGGGCACAGGACGAGCGGGGAAUGACGGCGGUGGCAGGGUGGAAUCACUGUGAAAGGGUCUGAGAGAAUUCAGCAACGAUUACCGCUCCUUUAAGAUGACACGGACGGACCCUCCGGACAUACUGGUGUCUACCGUCUACCGAGAGAUCAAAGUCAGCACGAUGCCAGGAGAGCCCAAGAUGUACCGAGCGCGGGGUGUGUACGACUCCGCCAGCGCCAGCUCGCUGCAGGCCGCGCAGCGGGACCUCGGCAAGCGCCAGUGCCGCAGCUUCGACUUCCUGCAGUCGCUGGAGGGGCAGCCGCCGGCCCCGGGCCCCGCCGAUGAACCCUCCGGCCGCCGGCACGAGCGGCGGGCCCCGAGCCCCGACGCGGCCUGGGACUCACUCGGGAGGCCGGUCCACCUGCGCUCCUCGGCCCCGGACCUGGUGGUCGGACGCCUCUGCCCCGCCUCGGCCGAGCCGCGGGAGCCCCUCCGGCCCGAGGGCAAGAAGAGGGGCCGGUCGAGGAGUGCGCCCAGGGUGAAGACCACCUACCGGCCUGUCCCGGUGGAGACGCGCUCGCCCGAGAGGCCGCGCCGGGGGCGGGACGUCCAGCGGGGGCCGCGGGAAUCCAACCGCAGGGGGGAGGGAUCCCCCAGGAGGGAAACCUGGGCUCCGACCCGGGGCAGGGUGGACGAGGUGCACCCCAUCAAGCUGCAGCCGCAACGGGCCGAGGCCUGCCUCUACGCCACGGCCCGCGAGGAGGGCCCGGGGCCCCGGCCCGGGCUGCACGUCCGCUACCGGCUGGACAUGAAGCCUCCGCCUGAGGGGGCAGCUCUCCCCUGUCCCCUCCCUCGGCGCCAGCCGCAGGCAUCGGCCUGGCAGGCCCAGCCAGGGCGCAGCCUCACUGUGCCCAGCGGCCGGCGGACACCCCGGACCCCCUCGCCCGGGCUCCCGCCUACUGGAGACUACUGGACCCUGGCCACCCAUGGUUGCCCGCCCCAGCUCUGCCGGGGUGCCGGGCACUGGGGAGGGGGCUUCCCCCAGGACUACCCCGAGGUCCACAGCCUGCCCCGGGGUCUGGCCUCGCCCACGCACUGCCCUGACUGGUGGGGUACCUACCGGGCAGCCCACCCCCUCCAGCCCCCUCGCUGGGCGCCAGCCUCCCUCCCACCGCUGGCCGCCCACUCCCGGCACCAUUCCAGGUCCUGGGAUGACAUCCUCCGCUGGCCCGCGCCCGGGACGCCCGGCUGCCACAGCUGCGAGACCCUCCCGCGGAGGGAAGGGGGCCUGAGCUCCAUUGGCCCCAGGCUUCAGCCCACGGUGGUCAAUCUGUCACGCUCGCCCCAACGCUACGCUGCCCUCUCCCUGUCUGAGAGCUCCCUAGCCGAGAAGCUGCAGGGGGAGGGCGGCCGACCAACAGCCGGCCGUUCCUGGUACGUCACUCCUGAAAUCACCAUCACUGACAAUGAGCUGCCGGCCGCGGGUGUGGCCCGGAACCGGGCCCGGCAGCCGGCCGAUGGGCCCAACGGCCUCAGCGCUUCCUUCAAUGACCUGCUGUCAUGCAACCUGGAGAAGGAGGAGGGAGGCAGGGGCGGGGGAGUUCCUGGCCCGGGGCCCCAGCCCGCCGGGGAGCAGCACCUGGACGAUGUGCUGGCCGACCUGGUCAUCGACACCUGCAAGGCGCCCACCCCCCGGUCCCCUCCUGACGGCCUGCUGGAGCGGCUCCGCCGGCUGAUCGGAGGCGAGGACCCCCCAGGCGACGCCCUGCUCGCCGAGACCCCAGGGCGGGGCGCCCUAGCCGACACCUCGCCCGACCUGCCCCCCAGCCCCUGCGAGGGCCCGCUGCGGGAGCGCGCCUCGGACGAGGUGGACACCAUGAUGUGCUCGAACCUCAAGUGUGGCCUGACGGAGACCCUGUUCAACGCCCGGCUCUACUUCAAGUCCUGCCACAGCUGCUACACCUACUAUUGCUCCCGUGGCUGCAGGAAGGACGACUGGGAGACUCACAAGGAGGCCUGUGUCUACGGCCGGGUCAGCAGCACCUGCAAACGGGUGCUGCGUAACUGCCGGGAGAACCAGGCCGCCCACAAGGCCUUCUCUCGCAUCGCCAGGAUGGGCUACCUGUCCCGGGGCCGGGGGGUACUCUUCCUGGGCUUCCCCAACCCCAGCUCCGCCGACAACUUCUUGCGCUUCGGCCUGGAGAGCCUGCUGCUCGCCCCCACCUACCUGUCGAUGCGGGAGCUGGAGGGCUACGCCGACCACCUCGGGGAGUACCUGAGGGAGAUCCAGGAGGCGGGCCGGCAGUACAACCCCGAGGAGUGCUUCCUGCUCAACGUCUCGGUGGCCCUGGGCCAGAAGGUGCCCGAGAACCCUUCGCCCCGCCUGCAGACACCCAGCGUCCGCCGCUUCGCCAAGAUCGCCCUGGCCUCCGGCAGCCCCGAGAGAAAGGCCUACCGGGCCGCCGAGGACGAGAUGGAGACCCUGAUCCUGACGCCGCCUCCUGGCACCACGGACAUCGCCAAGGACGACGAGGCGGGCCGCAAGGCGCGGGAGGUGUGCUUCAUCAACGUGCAGCGGGAGCUGCGCAUCCGCGGCGUCUUCCUCAGGCACGAGUACCCCCAGGUCUACCAGGACCUCUGCGAGUUUGUGGAGAGCAAUAAGAGGUUCACCCCCACAACCAUCUACCCUAUUGACAAGAGAACGGGCAGGCAGUUCAUGUGCAUGAUCAUGGCCGCGUCGGAGCCUCUCACGCUGGAGUGGGUCCGCAAACCCAACGUGUUGGAGGACAUGAUGUGACCGACCCUCCGGCCCCCCCCGGCUCACUCGCCCCUCUUGCCGCAGAAUGUUUCCCGGUUUCUUUAACAUACUUGUUGGCGACGGUUUUAUAUCGGGAACCCGCUGGGGUUGGGGGUCUCCAUGAUGGUGGUCUUGCAAGCAUAGGUCUAGUAGUGGUGGGGUGUCAGGCUGGGUUACUGGAGGUGGGGGGGGGGGUUGUAGGUGGCCGGGUGGGGGAUUCUGGUGCUGCUAGGGUGGAUUCGGGUGUAUUGGGCCAGGGGUCUUUGGGCACAGGGCGGGAGGUCACUGUGUUGGAGGGGAAUGGGUUUCACAGUGGAGGGGCUCCCUCCACGCUAAUCCCUUCCCCUCACAGCCAGGGUGGGGAGGUGAACAAGCAGGCCAUAGGCUGGGAAGCCAGCCCUGGAUGACUCUGGUCAGCAGGCCGAGAACCUCUGCCCUUUAGCAAAGAGGUCUGGGUCCAUUUGGGGCAGACAGAGGGCGCACAGUCACCCGCUCUUCUACAAACAUUGGCUAACUUCAAAAGCAGGAACUGCCAUAGCUGUGGGAGGGGGUGGGCGGGAAGGGAAGGGGAGGUUGGGGUCUUGGGCUGAGAGGGCAGGGAGAGGAGGGGCUGAGGGGAAUGGAAUGAACAGUGAAGGGGAAAGGAGGUGAGGGCACAGGCAGGUGGAAUUUUAGGGGCAGGACCAGGGACCUAGAGGGGAAGGGGUGGUGGGAGGAUAGGUUGGGGAAGCAAAGCGGUCAGGGAUCAGGAGAGGGAGUGGGUAAGGGAGAGGGAAUGAGGGUGGGAGAGGGAGGGUGGAGAUAUGGGACAGGGAAAGUAUGUUUAACAUACAGUAGAAUGGGAGGGAUGGGGUUGGUUAAUGUGACAGUGCCUCAGGAAUAUAUCAUGUAAAGAAACACUGACCUUUCACCCUCUGCAGCAGUGGGUCACAAACAGACCUUUCACCCUCUGUGACAGCGGGUCAUGCACUGACCUUUCACCCUCUGCGACAGCGGGUCACGCACUGACCUUUCGCCCUCUGCGACAGCGGGUCACGCACUGACCUUUCGCCCUCUGCAGCCGUGGGUCAUGUACUGUCCUAUCACCAUCUGAUGCAGUGGGUCACAAAUUGACUUUUCACCCUGGCCAUCAAUAGGUCAUACACUGACCUAUUAUUGAAGUGUCAGGUAUUAUCACCACCUCCUCAUUGACCCUGAAUGGUUUAGAGUCACUGGUAUCAGAUGUGGUGAACAUUUUGACAGUGAGGACAGUGGUUUCCUUCCCUGAGACACUGGUAAACCAGUGAAUGCAGUAAUUUCAUGGCCACUGUCAGCUGAGUCUGAAUUUGCCAGCGUUGCUAUUAGUCGCUGAAGUCAGUGCAUUUGUUAAAGUUUUAACAUGGCUUGUCCACAUCCAGUACAGUGUCUAAACGCUAACUUGUUGUUCAUAGGGAAAUACCGAUCAAAGAACCAAAUUCUAAUCUAGAAUGUCACCCAACACCUGGAUGGGCCCAAGUGUUGGAACGUCAGGUAUGGAGAUAUGUGUAGGAGACAUUAUAUUAGAAAGAGUAAAACAGGUAAUUUAUUAUAGUGAAAUUUAAAACAUUAGAAAAACUAAGAAGCAAGAUAAAUAUAUAAAGACUGAUUUCUCUCAGUGAUAUGCCUGUGGUCAAAGUGCAGAAAGUUAAAGCACUUUGCUGUCAUGCCUGAUCAACUUGCUGACGUACACCUUACAGGUUCAACAAACCAAACUGGCGGAGUAGUUUGGGAGUUGAUUUGAUACAACGAAUUUCAGUCAUUUUCUAGAGCAAAACAUUAUGGACCCAAUCAGAGAUGAGGCUGUUUUAGACCUCCCUUUUGUAACGAGACAGGAUAAAUCUGUAAAUACAAACUAACCUCUGGUCCAGGAAAGGGUGAUCGUAGCGAGAUAGAACUUAAAAAUCACAUCUUGGAGUGCUCCAAUGUGCUGAAGUCCAAAUCUAGUGUCUCAAACCUAAGUAACAAGGCAUCAAGCAGCUGUUAUAGAUGAGUUGCUCAAGGCUGGGUACAAGGGCAAAUUGAAAUAUUAGACAUUAGAUAAGUUAUAGCACUCAUUCAAAGGAAUGUUUAAAUAUUAUGAAUUGAUUCUGCUGGAGAGGAAAAAUCUCUGCGGGAGUGUAGAUGACUGCAUCUGGGCUCUUUAAGAAGGGUAGGGAUUCUUAAAGUGUUAUCAAGGUGUGUCUGGCCUGAGCACAGUAGAAACAAGCAAAGAGUCACAAUAAUUAAGAAAGAUAAAAUAGGAAGUGUGAGGAAAUAUGAAUUUGUGCCUGGUGAUGUACAGGGGAGCGUGUAGCCCAAGCAGCCUACAUCUUGUGGAAGUGGAAGUCAGUGAUGGGGAAAGUGCAAAUAGAUUACCAAGGUAUCAGUUUUCAUAGCUGGAGAUAUUAAAACAUAUAAAUAGGAGCUAACCAAGGAUCUAAGGGUAGGAAGGUGAUUAAUAGCAUCUGCAAAAGAAAACAACCCAGGAUUUGAUAGGUGAUGGCUGACACCCUGAAGUGACUGGGAGAUGGUUAAUGCUUCAUCAGGCACUUCUCAGAAUGUCUAGGUCCAGCAGUCCAAGGGCAUUGGAAAGGAACCAAAAUAAAUGGUAUUUCUGAAAGGGAAGGGUGGAGAAGAGUAUGAAACUAUCGACAGUUUGCCUGAGCUUUGUGUUUACAAAAAUGCUACAGUGUUUUAUUCCGUAGUAACAGAGCACAGAGAGGGGUGGAACGUGGUAGUGAAGCUGGUCUUCAUCAAAUAACAGUAAGGGGGAGAGGUGCUAGAUGUGGUGUAUGGAUUUUAAUAGCCAUUUGAUAAAGUACCACGUGAAAGGUUAAUUCUUAUAUCAGGACCUUUUGCGGUUUUCUGGUUCAAUGACACAAAACCAGAGCCAGGAUCAGGAGGUCUCUGUUAGGCUGAAGAGGUGCAUCAGUGGGGUGCUGGGGGCCGUAGCUGUGUUAAGUCUGGAGCAGUGACUUUGAAGUGUAACGUGUUACAUGUUGGCAGAUACCCAAAACUAAGUGGUAAAGUAAGAUGUGAUAUGAAGGCAGUUUGCAAAGGAGUCCAGCUUAGGGGCUGUUGGGGUGAGACAGUGAGAGAUGGAGAAUUAAGCAGCGAGAGGUGAGGAUGUUCACUUUGCCUAGAGAAAAAAAGAAGCACACUUGACGAAUAGUGAGAAGCUAGUAAAGGCUGAUUUACUUUGUAUCCCACCCGUUAUGUAAACAUGCUUCCUUGUCCCUGGGAGUGUGGAGGGAGAUUCACUCUUGUGACUAAACCUGUGUUAUCCCUGCCCUGCAAGUGUGUGAUGAGAACAGUGUGGAUGGAUCUUUUUCCUGACGUGUUCUGUCGCUGCCGUGUGUGUGUGUGUGAUGGGACAUGAGCUUUACUCUGUGUCUAACCCAUGCUGUCCCUGCCUUGAGAGUGUGUGACGGGACAGUGUGGAGGAAGCUCACUCUAUGUCUAAACUAUAUUUCUACUCUUUAAAAAUAACUGAUCGGGAGACCCUGAUGGUGUUGAAGGCACAAUCUGGGCUCGAAACUAACUUUACUGCAAUGCAGUAUGGAGCACUUCACUGGCUGAGGUGCCAUAUAUUUUACAUAAUGCAUAAGCCCACGCCCAUCUCGUCUCUCACUGGCAAAUAAAUGUUCCUGUGAGGCUAUUUAGAACCAAGAAAAAUAGAAAAGUAUUUUGUCUAAAUGGAGAGGGACUGUAGAGCACUGAGAUAUAGAGGGAUGGAGUGUCUGUGUCUAUGAUUCACAGAAGGCAAUUACUGAGAGUAAUUAGGAAAGCUAACAGAAUGGUAUUGUUUAUUGCGAAGGGAAUUGAAUACAAAAGUAGGGAAAUUAUACUAUGCUAUAAAGGGCAUCUGAAGUAGAGUGUACAGCAUUAGAGUCUGUUUUUAAGGAACAGUAUUAAUGCAUUGGAAACAGUUCAGACAAGACUUUCCAGAGCACUGCCUGGAGUAGGAGGUUAUCGUGCAAAGGAAGGUUAGACAGGCUGGAGUUAAUGAGAGGGGAGUUGAUUGAAACACGUGAGAUCCUGAAUGGCCCUGACAGGGUGGGUACGAAUUGGAUGUUUUCUCUCAUGGAGGUGGGGGCGUGUAGAUCUAUUUAAAAAUAAGAGAGGUCCGUUUAAGAUGGAGAUGAGUGUUUGUAACUCCUGCUCCUAUGGCAGUGGGAAUUCUGCAGAUAAGAUUCUUGAUGAUAAGUGAGGUGGAAGGUUGCCAGGGGUAGACAGGAAGCUGGAGUGAGGUUACAGAUCAGUCACGGUCUUAAUAGAUGGCAGAGCAAGGGCAGGGAGCUGACGAUCUGUACUUGCUCUGAAACUGGAUGUUCAUGGUUUGAAGGGCAGCAAGGAAAUUUCCCUGACUUCCUGCUCAUCAUCUCAAGAGUCAUCAGUCUGAACAAAUAGACAACCUCAUUUCCUAACAGAUUAUAACAGUGCUUACAUCUCAAAAGGAUUCGGUGGGCUGGACAAGGGUUGGGGAGAUCUGUGGAAGGGGCAAUGCAAAUCCUGUUCUUAUUGAACCAUGCUGUCCCUGCCCUGGAAGUGUGUGAUGGGACGGUGUGGAGGGAGCCUCACUCUGUGUCUGUCCCCGGGAGUGUGUGAUGGGACGGUGUGGAGGGAGAUUCACUCUGUCUCUGUCCCCGGGAGUGUGUGAUGGGACGGUGUGGAGGGAGCCUCACUCUGUGUCUGUCCCCGGGAGUGUGUGAUGGGACGGUGUGGAGGGAGCCUCACUCUGUGUCUGUCCCCGGGAGUGUGUGAUGGGACGGUGUGGAGGGAGCCUCACUCUGUGUCUGUCCCCGGGAGUGUGUGAUGGGACAGUGUUAGAGGGAGCUUCAUUCUGUGUCUGGAGAGACUUAUUUGAGGGGAAUGUGUUGUUUGGUUUUGACUGGGAAUGAUACAGUCUGGUGCUGUGGGUCUCGCUGCUAAUUCCAGGGGCCAUAUUACAUGUAGCUGGAGAAUCUCCACGAGAGUCACACGUGCCCCACGGACAGCCAGUGGAAACUCUGUGGUUGUACUGUGGGCGUGUGCCACGCCCUUCCAGAUGGGGGCAUGCAGUAGGGAAUGAGGGGAAUGGUCACCCUGAUCUUAACGCACUGCUCGCUCCCAAGCUGCUCAUCUCCUCCUCCAGACACUGUCUGCUGUAAAACUCAGGCAAUUUGCCACUCCACUUCCAACCCCCGAUGUCCUUCCACCUCUCUAUCCCCUUCCCACUUCCAUAUCUUCCUUCCUCCACCUGUCUCUCUCACUCCCAUCUUCCACUCUCCUUCCCAGCUCCUGAUAUCUCACUUCCUCCAAUCUUCCCUCUGCCUCACUCUUCUCCCAAAUCCCAUGAUUCCCCCCUUUUCCACCCCAUCACAUCUUUUUAACCUCCUUGCCUCCCCUCCCGUCUUUAUCCUGUACUCACCCCGAACAUCUCCUCCCGUCCCCUCGGCUCUUUGAUCUCUGUUUUUAACUUAAUCUUCAGCUUCAGGUGUUUAUGGGCUGUCUCAUUCCGUUGUGUCAAGAUGAUCUAUUCAGUAUUACAAUGACUGCAAAUGUUGCCUGUGGAUUCUUGGGAUUUAGUAAAUGUGUCGCAGACCUGGGGGAAUUGUCCAAACAGACCAGAAUCAUGGCUGGAACUAAUGUCUUACCAACUUUUGUCUCUUUAUCUGUUAAGAUGAUGUUCCAGUUGAGCUGCUUCUGGAUUCAAGACCUGGUAAAAUCUGCCAAAGUCCAUGGCCAAAUUGGCCACUGUUGUCAGUGAAAUCAGACUGCGGUCCUGAACUUGAAUCAGCAUCUCCAGUAAUGAACUAAAGCAGGUGGCAGUAGAAACGUGUGCCUUCUGUGGAUGGUCUGGGUUUGGUUCUUCCCCGGACUUGGCCCUAGUCCUAGACCUGAUUCUGGUCCUCAUUCCAUUCCAGGUCUGAUUGUGGGCGCUUCUUGUCUUUCGCUCGUCACAACUUUCAGGAUCACUGUAGUUUGUGGUUAUUGUGAGAGCAGAGAUUAAAAUAAACGGCACUUAUGAUUGUUGGA
Hypanus sabinus (Atlantic stingray) is the source of this 8903-nucleotide messenger RNA. RefSeq names its product apical junction component 1 homolog (gene ajm1). Gene Ontology annotation, biological process: cell-cell junction organization. Gene Ontology annotation, cellular component: plasma membrane; apical junction complex. The transcript has 2 exons. The coding region runs from base 207 to 2888 and encodes 893 amino acids. The record is from RefSeq and is a predicted model, not a curated record. NCBI's taxonomy places the organism in Eukaryota, Metazoa, Chordata, Chondrichthyes, Myliobatiformes, Dasyatidae.